CACACACGCCUCGAGCCACAGCCUGGGGAGGAACACUCGACAUGUUAGCAAAAACACUUCCUCAGCGCUCUCCGCUGGUGGGCACGGCUCCUCACGCCGCCAGCGUCGGCCUGCCUACCUCGCCGCCCUCGCCCCGGCGUGGUGGAGGCGCCCUGUCACGCUGUGUCCCCGCGCCUCUCUUCCCCGCCAACGCGCUGGAAACCUGUAACAACCCCAUAAUAGAAGCACUUUGCGAGCAUGUUGUUGAGGCUGAUGCAGAUAGAUGUCAAGAUUAUGAAAAUGUGUUACUUAGGCCGUGAGUUGUGUCUUAUGUAACUGUGAGCCUCGCACCGCCUUGCCACAGGAAGUCAGGCAAAUAGUGGGACCUACGAAUUCCUUCCCCAAGGAAGUGGAAGACAAGUGUUGUGAACGCGGAGGUGCGCUGAGGGAUAGUUCUUUAAUCAUGCAGCGUCAGCCACCACGAGCACUCAUCAUGCCCCUGGGUUUGAACCAAAUGGUACGGCGUGGCGGCAGCCGCGGUCACCACCGAAGUGAGGAGCGGCCGCCACCUCACAUCCCUCCUCCCUUUCCCCGCCGCCUGCUGCCCGCUGACUGAAGAGAAUCGCUCCUCCCCUCGGUGCGCGCAGCCUGACUCCUCCCCUUCCGAGGAGCGUCCACCAAUCACCUGCAAAGCCACGCCACUCUAGCACCCCAACAACCAAUCAUAAUGGCACUCGCAACGCAAAUAAUUGAGUGAGCCAGCUAUCAGUUGAUUGUUUGAUUUUUGUAACUAUUCGAUUUGAAAUCCGAUCCAAUAGCAGUUGUAGAGUUGUAGUUUGUAUCUGAGGGAGAGUGUGUGUGUCUUGGUGGUGGCGCGCGGACGUGUAUACGACUCACACUCACUAUGAGCACGGAGGCCCUCAUGGAGCCCGGCGCUACCCAGGGCGGACGACCUCCGGCCUCGUCGCCACCACACCAAAGUCCCUCUCCUCCGUCGUCGACUUCGCUGGCGUCGCACCUCCUGGCGCAAGUUCAGAGUCUCACGUCGCUUCCUUCUUCAGUGCCCAUACCCACGUCCUCGCCCCCAGGGCUCGGAGGAUAUCGCCAUGGCAUGCUUGGCGGAGGAAUACCACAUCAAUUCCACCUCGGUUCCGAGCCGCCCAUGUCAUCCCUCCUCGCCGGACUCAAAGACUUCCCCCGUCAGUACCAUUCCCCGCCACCCGUUCCAUCGUCAGAGAGCCAUGAGUGCAAAAUUGUUGACUAUCGCGGAGCCAAAGUGGCCGCUUUUAUCAUUAAUGGAGAUACAAUGUUAUGCCUACCACAGGCCUUCGAGCUGUUCUUGAAACAUCUUGUAGGCGGCCUCCACACGGUCUACACCAAGCUCAAGCGGCUGUCAAUUGAACCCAUCGUGUGCAAUGUUGAUCAGGUCCGUAUUUUGCGGGGCCUGGGCGCCAUCCAGCCCGGCGUCAACAGGUGCAAACUGCUCUCCGUCAAGCACUUUGACAUCUUAUUCAAGGACUGCACCACUGCCAGCUCCAGGCCCGGCCGACCCCCUAAGCGAGCCUCAGACUUCAUGACCAUGUCGCCCUCCUCGCAAGACGCCCUCUUCGACCUCAAGAAGCGCCACAUGGAGAACUCGGGAUUCCACAAUGGCCAUCUACCUGGUGACCUCCGCCAAGACAAAUCUCCGCUGCUGGCCAAUGGGUACCACCACGCCCCGCCACCCUUCAACCCCUUGCAGUACAUGGCGCACCACAUGGCCGGCCUGGGCUAUCCCCCGCUGCUGCCCGGUGGCCUGUCUGGUGGCCUGCCCGGCGGCCUACCCGGUGGUCUGCCCGGAGGACAUCACGUCGGACCGCACCCCAUCUCCCCCAGCGAGGCCUCCCCCCUCAAGCACCCCCACAUCACCCCUGAAACACUGGCUAAGAUGCACGAGGAACGGGUGGAGCGCGAGAGACAGAUGGCCCUCGACCAGCGGCGGGGCAUCACCCCCACCAGUAUGGCCGGCCACCAUCCCAUGCUGCCCACCUCCACCCACGAGGACCACCACCCGCCCACCUCCCCAGUCCUGAACCUCUCCAAGGGUGCCGCUUUUGAAGGGACACAUGAGGAACGUGAGGAAGAACGAGAACAUGACCUGGUCAGCCACGACUCCGGCCGCGACCAGCACGAUGAUGAGCGACGCCACGCGCAGGGCGACGACGACCACUUCUCAGACAUGGACGAGGAUGAGGAAAAGGAGGAAGCUUCUUCCAUGGAUGUCGUUGACUCAUGGACGAGAAGCUCUGGUAACUUGGGUCAGACGCAACUAAAUUCAACGCCUGCGCCCCCGGGAGCCUUGGUCGGCCUGGGAGGUAACGCCCCGCUCUCCUCCACGGAGGUGCUACUCAGGAACAUUCUUGGCCUCCUGCGGGUGGCCGAGGAGAACGCUCGGCACCACGAGAGGCAGACGCAAUGCGAAAAAGCCGAACUGAAGAUGGAGGUGUUGCGGGAACGCGAGCUGCGAGAGACCUUGGAAAAGCAGCUGCAGGAGGAGCAAAAGAACCGGAUACUGAUGCAGAAGCGGUGUGCCAAAUUGAAGAAACUACGGCGACGCCUUCAGGAGCGGCUAGACGUAGAGGUGAAGCGAAGGAGCCGCUACGAGGACCACAUCCGCUCCAACUCCCCUGAUGCCCUCGGUGAUAUUAACGACACCAUCAGGAAGGAGAUGGAGGCGAUCGCUGCGGAGAUUCAAAGCGAAGAAAUAAAGCAAGCGCAGAAGCAGAAUGAGGAGCGAGAAGCUGUGGACCGCCUGCUAGCCUCUCCUGCCCUUGCCAAUCAUCCAGCCAUCACUGCCGCCACCGCCGCCAACGUCACUUGGCGAUAAAUGGUUCCUCGGUAGGGCAAGAUGAGUUAUUCAAAACUGGGUAUUCCUUCUGUGCAGGGGUAAUUGUGAGCGUGACGAUAAGGCGCCAUCAGAAGUUUGGCAUAGGGAAAGCAUUUAUGCGUGUUUCAGCCAGUUUCAGUGUAGUUCCCGUUAGAAGCCUAUCCCAAGUUCUGGUUACUGAAGCUGUUGAGCAUAAGUUAUUGACGAUGAUUACCCCGUGUAGUGUGUUAGUGUCCUGAAGUGCAAACGCUGAUGUCAGUAUUACACCGAGAAGAGUCUGAUCCGAAAUUGCAAAGAAAGUUCUAUGUUGUUUAAAUAGAACAGAAGGUUUGCAAGCCUGGUCGACGCGCCGGCAAAUAAGCAAAGUAUCCCUCGCGGCGGCUGAAGACUGCCCACCCAGGUGUUGGGCCUCGCCAGUCCUCAGUAGCAAGUGACUCGCUGUCACAAGUCAUCCUACACUUCUCCGGCAUUUGAUACUUAACUAUGUAUAUACAUUACACUGUAGGAAUGUAGGAGAAAUUUAUCAUACUUGUAUCCAUAAGUUAAGAGUAUGAGCAUCACGAGUGAUUUUAUGGGUGCCAAGAAACUGCAUUGAGUUACCGGGUGAUUGGUAGGGAUGCUGACACCAUCACCACCACCACCACCCGCCCUCACGACCAACGCCGGAGCCCUUCGACGAGGAUGCAGGGUGACAAGGGUGAGACAGGGAAGCCCACCCUCUUGCUCCAAUGACUUCCAUCGUCCACGGCUCCAGGAACAUCUCUUAACAUUCGUCCACGAAAAAAAAAUGGUUUGUCAAGUAGAAACACGAGCCAAAGAGGGCGGCGUCGGGGUGACGUGCAGCUUGAGGGCCGCGCGGUGGCCUCCCCCGCGGUGCCGCCCUGCCCCUCGCCACCCGGCAUACCUCCCUCACCGCCUCAGUUUUUACCAAUACAAACACAACUUUUUUAUACUAUUUAAAUUGUAUUUAUUGUAUAAUUAUUAAGUUGUUCGCGGGUGUAGGCAUGUGGAGAGCCAGGACUGUGUCGGUGUUCUAGAUGUAAUGGUGUCAGUGGCUAAACGACGCUCCUUGUGUACUUCAGUAACAGACCCUUAUGGGGGGACAGUGGGAAGGUCGUGGUUAGAUUUCCAGACUUCUUUUGGGUACCUCUCCAGUGGUGGAUAUCAGUCUAUGAAGCAAAGCACCCGCAGCGCGCAGCGCCGGUGUGCUGCCUCCACCUUCCCAGACUCCCACGUCGCAACCCCUCACGUGCUGCCUCACAUAUCACGCCAGUCAUCACGGCUGUUCGAGGUACCACUUACCGGCGGGAGGGAGGCCGGGUCGCCAAGAGCACAAAAUUGUCUUUUUUUAAUAUCCACAACUCUCAGACCGUAGACCUGCCAUGCCACGCCAUAGUAGGUUCGACGGGGCUACUCUAGAGUAUACCUAGCAUACUUUCUAGGAAUUUGUAAGUUUUGUAAAUACGAAAGUUAUCAUUAAGGGCAUUAAUCCAGUGUUAGACUUAGGUUCAGUAGUCAUUAUCCUAGUUGUAAGUAACAGCUUGGACACCUGGCAUGAUUUAUUUCCUAGUGCCAACGACGACAUGCUUGGAUAGUAUACCUCUGAUAUUCGUAUGUGUAGUAGUGAGUGUGGGGCAGGUGUCGGGUGUCAGGGCGGGUCGCCUCACCGCCCAUCGUCGGCCACGGCCACUGGCCGCCGCCACGCCACCCUUCAGUGAGGUCGAAACAGAAAUAUUGUUCGACAACUCACACUCGAAACACUUAGAAAUUGCCAUAAAUAGUUGAUAGUAACUUGUUUUACCGAGUGAGUUUGGGGAUGUCCGGCAGCGUAAGCCUGUUCACACCCAUUGUACGCCCACCUUCCACCACCCGACCAACCUCCCCGACACUGCAUCUGGUAUCUAUGCCUUGUAUUGUAUGUAUCAAGUAACAUUGUUGUAUCGUACGAUGAAAUUGAGUGUUUCUCUAAUUUUUAUGUUGUUUCACUAAAUAAAGCAAUAAUUUGCAAUAUUUUUUU
Molecule: messenger RNA, 4862 nt
Organism: Eriocheir sinensis (Chinese mitten crab)
Lineage: Eukaryota; Metazoa; Arthropoda; Malacostraca; Decapoda; Varunidae
Product: dachshund homolog 1-like
Exons: 7
Coding region: 884-2845 (653 amino acids)
Source: RefSeq, a predicted model, not a curated record